AUGAAUUUCUCAGAUUACUUUAUCAACACUAUUGAAAAUCAAGCCCCAUCCAACGAAUCACUUGAACUGCUCGCAAAAUUUAUGAAUGAUGAUCCUCUAGAAUACGCUUCAAAUCUACUUUCAAUAGCAAUUAAUGGUGAUUUCGAAGACAAGAUUAAAAUCAAUGCAAUUAAAGCAUUACCUGCUCCAAUUAGAUUGAUCAAUUCAAAAAAUCUGCCUUUGAACACAGAGUUCAAUAUUUACGAACAAAUUUACAUUACACUUGAACCACAUUUACAUAGGAAUGACUAA
Molecule: messenger RNA, 291 nt
Organism: Trichomonas vaginalis G3
Lineage: Eukaryota; Parabasalia; Trichomonadida; Trichomonadidae
Exons: 1
Coding region: 1-291 (96 amino acids)
Source: RefSeq, a predicted model, not a curated record